Molecule: messenger RNA, 1090 nt
Organism: Zootermopsis nevadensis
Lineage: Eukaryota; Metazoa; Arthropoda; Insecta; Blattodea; Termopsidae
Source: RefSeq, a predicted model, not a curated record
UCCGUGUUGCCUAGACCACGGCCUUGCCCAACACAAGUUAUAAAUUCGAACCCGAGACCCCAGGAUUACAAGGCCAGCGUUCCAACCGCUAGAUUUAAAAUACACCAUUAGGAAAAUCCAAGAACACCAGGAAGGCUUGGCAUUGCACGGGACACAUCAGUGUCUAGUAGAUGGUGUCGUUGCUGUUCGGUAGAUGCCGAUGAUUCAAAGGAACACACUACCCUGAAGUUGGAGGUGGUAUGUCCCUCCAAAACACUGUUGUCUAAAUACGCCGACGAUUCAAAGGAAGACACUACCCUGAAGAUGGAGGUGGUAUGUCCCUCCAAAACACUGUUGUCUAACUACGCCGAUAAUUCAAAGGAACACACUACCCUGAAGUUGGAGGUGGUAUGUCCCUCCAAAACACUGUUGUCUAACUACGCCGAUGAUUCAAAGGAACACAAUACCCUGAAGAUGGAGGUGGUAUGUCCCUCCAAAACACUGUUGUCUAACUACGCCGAUAAUUCAAAGGAACACAAUACCCUGAAGUUGGAGGUGGUAUGUCCCUCCAAAACACUGUUGUCUAACUACGCUGAUAAUUCAAAGGAACACACUACCCUGAAGUUGGAGGUGGUAUGUCCCUCCAAAACACUGUUGUCUAACUACGCCGAUGAUUCAAAGGAACACACUACCCUGAAGUUGGAGGUGGUAUGUCCCUCCAAAACACUGUUGUCUAACUACGCCGACGAUUCAAAGGAACACACUACCCUGAAGUUGGAGGUGGUAUGUCCCUCCAAAACAUUGUUGUCUAACUACGCCGAUGAUUCAAAGGAACACACUACCCUGAAGUUGGAGGUGGUAUGUCCCUCCAAAACACUGUUGUCUAACUACAAGUCCAUAUGGCAUUACUACCCAGAAGACAAACAUUAACAUCUCCACUGGUGUGAAAACAUCGCACGUCAUACAUUUGAUGCUAGUAAGGAGGCUGGUCUAAAAGUAAAACUGGAGAAAAUUAAGUUAUGUAUUUGUGUCUUGUUAUCACAGUGCAGGACAAAACCAUUGAGCAGUCCCCUUCAUAAACUAACUGUACGCUCAAGUAAUCAACAAAUUC